AUGGCGGGCGAUCCGACCGGCGGCGGCGGCGGUGGCUCCGUGGAGAUCUUCUUCGGCCUCCAGUCCGCCCGCAAGGAGAGCCGCUCCGCCGACGAUGUCGUCCUCGAGGAGCAGGUCCAGCGUCGCCUCCCCCACAUCCUCCCUCCAGGUGGCCCCACAACAUCGCGGUCGCGUGUAGCCGUGAUCGGCGCGGGGGCGGCUGGCCUGGUGGCGGGGCGGGAGCUGCUGCGCAAGGGCCACGCGCCCGUCGUCGUCUUCGAGCGCGCCGCGGCCGUGGGCGGCACCUGGCGCUACGACGACGCGGCGUCCGCGGACCCGCUCGGCGCCGGCGGCGUCCACGGGAGCCUCUACGCGUCCCUCCGCACCAACCCGCCCCGCGAGUGCAUGGGCUUCCUCGACUUCCCCUUCCUCCCUGUCCCCGGCGAUCCGCGAAGGUUCCCCGGCCACCUGCAGAUGCUCCGGUAUCUCGAGGACUUCUUGCGGCGGUUCGAUAUCCUCAGGCUGGUCCGGCUCGAGACGGAGAUGGUCGGCGUCCGGCGCAGGGGCGCGAGUAGCUGGACCGUGUCGUACCGCUCGAGUAAGCUCGCCGGCGCCGGCUGCGACGGACUGGAGGAGGAGGUGUUCGACGCCGUGGUCGUGUGCAACGACCACUUCACUGAGCCCCGCCUCACCGACAUCCCCCGUAAUUGCUCCAUCCAUCUCACCUAA
Molecule: messenger RNA, 708 nt
Organism: Hordeum vulgare subsp. vulgare (domesticated barley)
Lineage: Eukaryota; Viridiplantae; Streptophyta; Magnoliopsida; Poales; Poaceae
Product: putative flavin-containing monooxygenase FMO GS-OX-like 11
Exons: 2
Coding region: 1-708 (235 amino acids)
Molecular function (GO): N,N-dimethylaniline monooxygenase activity; flavin adenine dinucleotide binding; NADP binding
Source: RefSeq, a predicted model, not a curated record